Stegastes partitus (bicolor damselfish) is the source of this 1926-nucleotide messenger RNA. It is a transcript of the gene mgarpa, whose product is annotated as mitochondria localized glutamic acid rich protein a. Gene Ontology annotation, cellular component: mitochondrion. Gene Ontology annotation, biological process: anterograde axonal transport. Bases 231 to 860 code for a protein of 209 amino acids. The transcript is spliced from 5 exons. NCBI's taxonomy places the organism in Eukaryota, Metazoa, Chordata, Actinopteri, Pomacentridae. The record is from RefSeq and is a predicted model, not a curated record.
UCUUUCGCUGCGGGAUGGCACGACUCACCCUUCAUACAGUGUCACUUUCCCGUGUCCUCUUUGACACUAAUCACCCCUCAUACCGCAGGCACUGCACAACAUAAUUGCGCAACAGAGGGCAGGUCUGUUCUCCGCCUCCUCGCACGCUUCUCCUCCCAGACUACACCAGCCAUUCAUCCAGCGCUUUCUGAAGCCGCAGCACUCUCACCGUAGCCCCACGGAGAGCAGCGAUGUUUUCCUGCAGAGCGGCCUGGCAAAGGUGUGGGCCUCUGGCACGGAGGGCAGCCUACAGGUUGCCCCAGGACGUUGUCCAGCGGCGGCUGAUGUCAUCGACUCCUGGUGGAUCUGGAGAGAACAUCGUGUACGCCCUGCUGUGUGGUGGAGCCCUGGUCGGCUCUGUGACAUAUGCAUACAACACUGUGGUGUCCGACCAUACCAGGUAUAAUGAGCGCAUUGCAGAGAUCAAGGCCAGACCAACGACAGAGUGGGUACCUAAACCCUGGCCACCUAAGAGCAAGGAUGAAGAAGAGGGAGGAGAGGAGGAGGAGGCAGCAGCAGCUGAGGAAGCCGGUGGAGAGGCUGAGGAAGAAGAGGCCGCCGGCGGUGAGGCAGAGACUGUAGUAGAGGCGGUGGCCGAGGUGGUCGCCGAGGCUGCUGAAGUCGUCGAAGAGGCUGCUGAAGUCGUCGCCGAGGCUGCGCAGGAAGUGGAGACGGUGGCGGAAGAAGUAGCCCAAGUGGCUGAAGCUGUGGAGGAAGCUGCCACGGCGGUGGCAGAGCCAGCCACUGUUGCUGCUGAGGAGCCUGAAAGCAAUGGUACGACUUCUUCAUCUGAGGAGGAGGCAGCUGCCUCUGAGGCUUGAGUUACCACACAUUCACUGCAGGGACACGCACACACUACUAGACACACUGGAACAUCUCUAAACCACUUUAAAGAGCCCCUGACAGCAGGUCUUUCCUCCCUCACAACAGUGGGGACAAUAAAACCACUAAACUACAGUCACUGUCUUUAGAACCACUAGAGGCUAGCUGCUUCUCCUCAGGUGCCUGGGUUCACCUCUUUUAUUCAAUAUUCUCUUCUAUCUUCCUAAAAAUGUAUAUUUGCUCGUGUAUUUAUUGGGUAUAAAAGGGCAGCAGCACUAUGUGUUUGUUUCUUCACGUAAAAAUGACUUGAGAUUUUCCUAAUGUGCAGCGCAGACCACAAUAUGACGUCUACAUUUGCUCUGAUUCUCACACGGCCGAGAGAAGUGAACAGCUGGCAGAUCCUCUGAUUUGCAGCUGCACGCCACAGUGAGACAUUUCCACAGUGGCAGUGAGCUCUUUAUGUGACGCUUAUUUGCAGUUAUGCGUGAAAUAAAUGUGAUCACUCUGAAUACAACCAUGCAGAUUGACUCUAAUUACACCCGUUAACAUGGCUGGUCAUUCCCCUCUGAGGUCACCCCAACCCUUACGUCAGGCUCCACCAACCACCCCCAACUAAAUAACAAGCAAGGACAAAUGCUGUCAUAUUAUUGGUACCCCUAGUGCUAUUUUGAGAUUUGACAAAACAUUGUAUUCCUUUGCUAUAAACCUCUGUAAUGUUGUAAUGCUUUGGCAGGUAUCACAGAGCAGGUAGACCCUGUUGAUCCUUAAACUGUCAUACAGUUGUGUAUAUCUUACAGCAAGACCAAAUGUACAAACUCUGUAACUGUUGCAGUGUGUUCUUUUCCUCAAGUGUAAAGUGAAAUUGUCAGAGAAACCAGAAGGUCAGAGAAUUGUAAAAAAAAAAAACACCAAAAUAACAUCAAUCUUCAGCUUACCGUCACCACCGUGAUCAUAUUUUUAUUUUGCUUAUAACUGGGUAAUGAGCACUGUUAACAGUUUACAGUAAUUCAUCGAGCCAUACAAUAAAGCUUUUGUCAAACCAGAAAGGUUUACUGCCGUCUUUAA